This is a messenger RNA of Hyla sarda, 1749 nucleotides long. Its product is annotated as T-kininogen 1-like. Gene Ontology annotation, cellular component: extracellular region; blood microparticle. The coding region runs from base 1 to 1635 and encodes 544 amino acids. The transcript has 10 exons. Gene Ontology annotation, biological process: negative regulation of endopeptidase activity; positive regulation of cytosolic calcium ion concentration; negative regulation of blood coagulation. The record is from RefSeq and is a predicted model, not a curated record. Lineage: Eukaryota; Metazoa; Chordata; Amphibia; Anura; Hylidae. Gene Ontology annotation, molecular function: cysteine-type endopeptidase inhibitor activity.
AUGAUGCUCCUGCCCUUUCUGCUAUUCUGCUUGUAUUGUCUCCUAGGUUCUGCCACAGUUAUUGAUGAUGACUGUAAUGACCAAAAUGUUUUCAAUGCAGUAGAUGAGGCUCUGAGGUCCUACAAUAAUGUGAAAGAAGACGGGAAUCUGUUUAUUCUUUACAGAAUCACAGAAGCCAAAAUAAAGAAUGAAGAUGGUCAAGCUAAUCAUUUUGUUGAGUAUGAGGCACAUGAGAGUUCCUGUAAAGUGAAGAGUGGCAAAUCAUGGCAGGAAUGUUCAUCAGCUAAUGCACAUCAAGUCAAGUGUUCUGCACAUAUAUUCUUCAAUCAACAUCUAAAGCUCGGAAUUGUAGAGUCUCAAAAUUGCACCAGUCCUGAAGUGUGGCCCACUGAGACAGCUGUUCAUCACCAAUGCCUUGGCUGUCCACAGCUCAUAGAUAACGAAAAUAAGGAAUUGCUGUGCUUUGUGCAUUCAACUAUUGAGCAAUUGAACAACGAUGCAAAUCAUCCAUUCUACUUUGAUUUGGACUCUAUCGUGAAUGCCACACGCAAGGUGGUGUUUGGGUGGACGUAUAACAUAAAUUUUCUUAUAAGACAAACAAACUGCUCAAAACUUAAUUUUACAAGCAAAAAUUCUAACGAAUGCAAAAUAGACAAUGAAGAAAAAUCCAUUGAAUGCAGUGCUGAGGUUAAUGUGAGUCCAGAUGACAAAGUAAAUUAUCAAUUUUUGCAGUGCAUAUCAGAAACUGGAGUCUGUAUUAAUUGCCCAGUAGUGAUAAAUCCUGAGGACCCUGAGAUACGGGCAUUAUUAGUACAAGUCAUGGAUGAAUUCAAUAUCAACAGCAACCACUCUAAACUUUAUAAUGUUGCCUUUAUUAACACAGCUACAAAAAAGGGUUUUCACAGGCAGUUAUAUGAGGUGACUUUUACAAUAGGACUUACCAACUGUUCCAAGUCUGACUACUCCAUUUUGGGAGAUGAAUGUGACGUCAUCGAAGAAACUGAUCGUUUUACUUGUACAACUAAAAUAAACAUUACAGAUAAAAGAGUCAAUGUUCAUUCUGCACCUUACUGCAGGAAAGAAUUGAGUGUGGCAUUGCUUCGCAUAAGUGGCCUGUCUCCUCUUCGUGUUAGUCGCAAUAUUAACCACGAGCAUGAUGAUGGAAACCAUAUGUUAAGACUCCUCAAGCCUGUAAAGAAAAUAGAGCAAGAAAAAGAAAGCCAACCCUUACAUGUUAAAAAACACAAACAUGGGAAAAAAGACAAAGAAGAAAAAAAUAAACACAAGUACAAGCAUCAAGAGUCUUCAGAAGAAGAAGAAGAAGACAACAAUGAUGCAGUCCCUCAAGAUCCUCUGCAAGCACCUAAAGUGUCCAACAGUCAGGACAGAUUUCCAAAUACUGAAAAAGAAUCUGUACUAGACCUUCCACAACCUCCCACUGAUGUUGUCCCAAGAUGUCCUGGAAGAGUGUGGCAACCAAAAAUCCUGAUAGCUACCAUUCCUACAUUUGGCAUUGAUGAUCUUGCACUUGCUCUUGAUGACUUAUCACCUUCAUCAGAUCAAGAUAAAGAAGUUAAGGAGCCUCUCACCAUAAAGCAAACUUUAGAUUUUAAUGAUGAAGACCUUUUAGGAUAAAUCAAAAGAUAAGUAACAUUCUGAAAGCGUAAAUGUUACCUGUAUUAAUGCCGCCAUAUUUUGCAAGUAUGUUCCCAAAAUAAAAUUCCACAUAUCAGACUCAUCACUUGUUUA